GGGUUUUCCGCCGAGAAUCAUUGUCUUAAUUUUUCCAUCUACUUACGUGCAUUUGUUCACGAGUUGCUCAUAGUUGUUCGUUCGUUAUCAUUUCCUUCUUUAGUCCUCGUACUUCUUACUUUCCACCAAAACCAAAGGAAAAACAGUAUUGGAGAUUUUCAACGUCGCAAAUGGAGAUGAAAAUUGUUCGACUUUAACCAGUGAUGUAUUUCUCGCUGUCUGAGAGGUUACUGUAUGCAUGGUUUUCUCGAACUUACUCACAGUAAAAUCAUCUUGAAAAAAUUCCAUGCCGGAAUUACUUGCUGAAUUUUGUAUUUCAAGGUUUGCUCAUUUGUGCGUGAAAGGCAAUGCUUCCUGCUCAAGGUCUGAGCUUUCUUCUGCCAGUUGCGCUGCUUUUUUUCCAAGUUCGAGCGUUGAAGACAACAGCAUCGACGAUACAGGCUUGGCCCGUCACCCCACGGCUCUGUCACCUGGAGGAGCCCCAUUUCGACUACAAAAAACAGAGACUCUAUUUCGCCGAUCAGUACGGCAAGAGAGCCUGCUCUUACGAUCUCCUGUCAGGUGUCACAGCCUGUACAUCGUUAGAUCAGACGGUUGGAGCUUUUGCUCCGGUGAAGAAUACAAGGGACCAAUUUCUAGCCGUGCUCGGUCCCUACUUAGUUCUCCUCUUUUGGGACGGAGUCUCAGCCCAGUCGACUUACGUCAUUUUGGCCAGACCCGAGUCAGAGUCCAAGUAUCCUGGCAACUUCUUCAACGAUGGCAAGACCGAUGUUGAGGGUCGGCUCUGGGUCGGCACGGAGGGUCCAGCCUUGGAGUCCGGUCCGGCAGGAAGAGUGCCCAAUCGAGGGAAUUUUUAUAGCUACUCCACGGAAAUUUGCGGUUUGAAGAGAGAAAUUAGCAACGUCACCCUCUCGAACGGAUUGGCGUGGAACAAGAACAACACGAUACUCUACUACAUCGAUAGUGGCACCUUUAAAGUGACUAAACUCAAGUAUGACAGAAGGACCGGAGUUAUUAGCAAUCCCGAGACGGUUUUUGACUUUAAAGCGAACAAGAUUCCCGGGCUCCUCCCUCAUGGCAUGACAAUUGACACGGAGGACAACCUGUACGUCGCAAUGUACGGUGGAUAUCGGAUCAUAAAAAUAGACCCCACGCGAGGGGUUGUGCUGCUGACCAUCAAUCUGCCUAUCGCGCUUGUGACGGACAUGAGGUGGGGCGGUUGGGACCUGGACAUUCUCUUCGUGACGUCAUCCAGGAUGGGGCUCAACGAGACUGAACUGGAGGAGCAGCCGUGGGCAGGGCGUGUGAUCGCUAUGACUGGCCUCAACGCCACCGGGUGCAUCUCCCACGAGGCAGUCAUCUGUCUCCCGGGACGACCGGACGACACAGAUGUCUGUAGCGCCCCAAGUUAAGUCUACCUCACCGAUGGAGCAUAAGGACGUAUUUCUGCCGAACGGAAUUAUACAGGGCGUCUCAGGAUUAAGUACGAAUAUUGACGGAGUCGAUUCUUGGGGUCAAAAAAAGACGUUAUCGUGGUAUAACGAUUCUGCCAAGAACAGUUUCCCUGGGGGCCGCGGCGCGGCGCACAGUGCGGCACCCUUAUGGACGAUGCGGACAAAAAUCGGCAGAAGACACUUAACUUUGAAUAAUGAAUGUAAUAGCACCGACAUAGGAAAACCCUUUGGCACUAUCAAAGUAAAACACUCGAGGAAUAAGAAAAUUUUAUACCUCAGGUUUUUUUGCGUAUUUUUCAAGAAAAGUUCAUUCGAAGUUGGCAACCUCGAAUUAGCUCUGUGUUAACAAUGUAAACGCAACGUGAAACAUCCAAACUUUAACUUCAAAUAUCUCCGAUAGUCGCAGAUCUUUUUCGUAUAAUUGAAGUUGGAUAUAUGAGGAUUAAGAAAAUGUCAACCACCCAGAGCAUUUUGCGUUUCAAGCGAGAAAUCUCCAUUUGAAGUUGACGUCUUUUUCCCGUGUAUUUCUUACGGACCAGUGAUUCCCGACCUAUUUCCUGCCCACUUUCUACCCACAUUUGAGGUAGUUUUGAGCGGAAUAUUUGAAAAUGAACCAUCAUAGUGAGUCAGAAAUAUCUUUUAAGAUGACAAAUUCCGAAAAAAAUAUUCAGAUGUCGAGUUGUGAAUUUUUGAUUUUUGUCCACAGAGGGCCGCACUGUGCGGCGGCGCGGCCAAUUGUGGUACCGGUGCCAGGUCCACGUCAUUUCGCGGGGAAAACAGAGCCAUGAAAUUCCAACCAAUUUCAAAUAAGAGUUUAAAACUUUUUUUUUUACUCUAAUUGAAACAUUUUUGGAAUUUCUUGGCUUUGUUUUCCCCGCGAAAUGGCUUGGACCCAGCACCAUUUCUCCACCUCUUUACAUACAGUUCGGGCCAUUUUUUUUUAGUACGUUUCUUUCUUGUAUGUAUUAAACUUGACUUUGUUUACAUUUGAUACUCCAUGAGAAAUUAACAAUUAAUAAAAUAUUGUUAUCAUAUUAUUA
Molecule: messenger RNA, 2494 nt
Organism: Bemisia tabaci
Lineage: Eukaryota; Metazoa; Arthropoda; Insecta; Hemiptera; Aleyrodidae
Source: RefSeq, a predicted model, not a curated record